Cooperia oncophora is the source of this 390-nucleotide messenger RNA. The record is from the annotation of a GenBank genome assembly. Lineage: Eukaryota; Metazoa; Nematoda; Chromadorea; Rhabditida; Trichostrongylidae.
AUGAGAACAGCUGCAAUGGCCAUAUACUACGUGUUUUUUGGGGUUGGCGGGUCCCAGGAAGUGAUCAUACUAUGCGCUUCACCGGAUACCGUACGCGAGAUCAUGCUUGCAGCUCACGAACUUGGCAUGGCCACUUCUGGCGAAUAUGUCUUCAUCAACAUCGAUGUCUCGACAGGGUCUCAUGCAGAAAAGCCGUGGGUACGAGCCAAUGAGACGAAUCAGGAGGAGAACGAGAAAGCAAAAGAAGCAUAUAGAGCGCUUAAAACGAUAUCACUGAGAAGGAGUGACUUAGAAGAGUACAAGAAUUUCGAGAAACGAGUGAAAAUAAGAGCUGAGGAGAAGUAUGACUACUCACGGAUCACCGGCAAAGAAUACGAGGUUUUUGAAUAG